This is a messenger RNA of Parascedosporium putredinis, 1677 nucleotides long. The record is from the annotation of a GenBank genome assembly. NCBI's taxonomy places the organism in Eukaryota, Fungi, Ascomycota, Sordariomycetes, Microascales, Microascaceae.
AUGUCCUUGUGCGGACAUACGCUACACCCUUCCGACGCUCUAUUGAGCGCAGUGAACAAUCUCCGAUCCCAGCACGGGACCAGCGAGACGUCGAUCCCGGCCUAUCUCGCCCAGUUGAGGACACGCAUCGCGGACGGAGAGCGACCAGAGUUCCAAGAUCCUGGGCCUGACCGGGACUUUUACUUCCCCGAUGACUACCAUCACACAGAGAAGGACCAGCUCUGCGAGGGGCUAUGCGAAUUUGAGUACGCGACAUGGAGGCGCGUCAGAGGAAAUGCGGCACGAAGGGUCACAGAUACUCCUUAUAUUCAUUAUGGCACCAUCGCCUCGUCGAACGCGCUCAUAGUUUCAAGCGCGAAAAGGAACGAAUUAUACCAGAAGCACAAAGCUAUCUGCUUCGAAAUGGAAUCCGCCGGCAUAGUGUGCAACACCCAGGCCCUCGUGAUCCGCGGAAUCUGUGACUAUGCAGACGCACACAAGAACAAAACGUGGCAGAAGUACGCUGCUGCCACCGCCGUCGCCUACCGAACCCCCAAGAACAGGCAGCCGUCAUCACAAUCUAUCCUUGAGUGCCAAAAAUCACUCGCCUUCCUCAAUAUGGAUAACAGGGCACACGAUUUUAGCGCCGCUGCCGAAGGGACAUGUCAGUGGCUCAUCAACCAUGUCAACUACAAGAAAUGGUCCGUAGCCCACCGCGGCCUGCUCUGGAUCAAAGGAAAGCCGGGCUCCGGAAAGUCAACCCUGCUAAAAUACGCUUUCAAACAUCUUGACCGCCCGCAAGAUAUCGUCCUAUCCUUCUUUUUCCACGGCCGUGGUACCGAUAUGCAAAAGACCCCCUUGGUUUCCUUCGAACAAUACUUCACCAAGUUCUCCAGCAGGCGCCCGACCGGGGAGAAAUGGGAAUGGCAUUUAGAGGAACUCAAGUCCCUCUUUGAGUCAUCGCUGCAGGAAAUGCAGCGAUCCCGUACCGUUUGGCUGUUUGUCGACGCUCUCGAUGAAGCUGGCAAAGAAAACGCAAAAAGCAUCUUCCAGUGGCUCAAAUCUCUAGUCAAGAUCUCACCAUCUGCAGGCGGACAGGUUCGCAUCUGUGUAACAUGUCGCCACUUUCCGAUUCUUGACACGGCCUGUGAGUUUGGGAUAUGCCCAGAGGAAGAAAACUACGAAGAUAUCACCAGAUAUAUCCGAGACCGGCUCUCCGACUAUUUUAACAUUUUCAAAUCACGAAUUCCAUCCAUUAUCACGGACCGCGCAGCGGGCGUUUUCAUGUGGGCCCGUCUUGUGAUUGACAAAGUGGUUGACUUGGAGCUUGAAGGCGAAACGAUGAUGGCGAUCGAGGCCGCGAUUGACGAGAUCCCUCUUGACCUUGACCUUUUAUAUCAUGAUCUUAUUCGGGACAUGAAGCCAGCCUCCCGUAUAUUGAUUGAAUGGACCUUACUUGCUUAUGAACCGCUAGAGUUGUUUGACCUGCGAUGGGCCAUUCUUGUUGAUGCGCAUCACCCGUACCGGUCGCUACGAGAAUGCUACAACAGCGGUGCAUUUAUACAAGACUAUGACAGAAUGAAGAGGCAGAUCUGUACGCUCAGUCGCGGACUUGUCGAGACCAAUGGCGCGUCAAAUGUUCAAUUUAUCCACCAGACAGUCAAAGACUUUUUCUCGAACGAGGCCUCGCCAUCCUAA